Messenger RNA from Arabidopsis arenosa, 2465 nucleotides. The record is from the annotation of a GenBank genome assembly. Lineage: Eukaryota; Viridiplantae; Streptophyta; Magnoliopsida; Brassicales; Brassicaceae.
ACCCAAUUCUUGGUGAAGAAGUUUCAUCUUUAAGGAGUAACAAGAAGAAGAGAAUUAACGUACGAGUUGUUGACUCUUUAGGACAUGAACAUUAUUAGGGUUUUGUGAUUUUGCAAAACUGGAAACAAUGAGAGACCCUGAUUGUUCAAUCAUCAACCUCGUCGUCUUUCUCCUACCAAGGAUUCUGUGAAAUUUGUAUUAUUUAUUUUCUUUGUUCAUUUAGGAAAAAAUCUGGCGAUUUUGUAUAGCAUUGGUGUAUACCUAAAAUGGGUUGUCGAUGGAAUCCAAUUGGGUUCCAAUUCUCUUGCUUUAUGUUCUUGAUCAUUACCCUUCAAUCUCGUUUCUCGUUAUCCCUCGAAUCCGAAGGAUACAUAUUGUUGAAAUUCCGGGCAAGAGUUGAUUCUGAUCCUCAUGGAACUCUUGCAAAUUGGAAUGUUUCUGAUCAUGAUCAUUUGUGUUCUUGGUUUGGUGUUACGUGUGUCGACAAUAAAGUGCAGAUGCUGAAUCUUAGUGGUUGUUCUUUGGGAGGAACUUUAGCUCCUGAGCUUAGUCAAUUGAGUGAAUUAAGAUCGCUAAUACUAUCCAAGAACAAAUUCUCUGGUGACAUUCCAAAGGAAUUUGCGAAUUUCGCGAAAUUAGAGUUCUUGGAUUUGCGAGAUAAUAAGUUAAGCGGAGUAGUACCACCCGAGCUAAACAAAGUGUUGACACCGGAAAACUUGCUGCUUUCUGGUAACAAAUUUGCGGGUUUUAUGACCAUAAAGUUCCUGAGACUUCAAUCGCUAUAUAAAGUCCAGUUGAACAAGAAUCGGGAGCUAUCUUCUUCGUCUUACGAUGUACUCGACUGUGUAAAUAGAAAACUUGGAUACUGUGUUUCAAGGAGAAGUUUACUAACAAGAAACAAGGCAAAGGCAUUCGUAUUGCGGAUUAGAGCAACUUCAAGACAUUACAUGAAAGCAUUUUCUUAUCUUUCAAUACUGGUGCGAAAGGAAUCUCACAGCGAGAAAUAUGUCGUGAAUUAUCACCCAAGUUAUUCAGGGAACGAAACUAGUAUCUUCAAAAGGCGUGAGUUACUCGAGGGAACAAGCAAUUUAGCGGCUACGCCGGCGCCUGAUGCGCCUAGUCCUUCUCCUGAGAUUGUAACCAGAGUGUUUCCUCGAAGCAGCGGGUCUUUUCCCGCAUUAACUAAUGCAAAGAAGAGAAUACCUCCAUUGAUCUCUCCUUCUUCUCCUUCUCCUCCUACCAACAACACCAUCGCUAAUGAUCCACCGAGGAAAUUCGAAGAAAAAUCGAAAGGGUUUAAGGACGUUUGGUUGUAUGUUGUUAUUGGUGUUGCUGCUUUCGUAGCGAUGCUGAUAAUAGUAGCGGUUAUAUUCUUCUUCCGGAAAAGAGCUGUGAAGAGUAUAGGUCCAUGGAAGACUGGUUUGAGUGGACAAUUGCAGAAAGCUUUUGUUACUGGUGUACCUAAGCUAAACCGGUCUGAACUAGAAACAGCCUGUGAAGAUUUCAGCAAUAUCAUUGAAGCAUUUGAUGGUUACACUGUCUAUAAAGGAACUUUGUCAAGUGGCGUUGAGAUUGCGGUUGCUUCAACCGCGAUUUUGGAAACUAGAGAAUGGACAAGAGCUAUGGAAAUGACUUACCGCAGAAGGAUUGAUACAAUGUCAAGAGUCAACCAUAAGAACUUUAUCAAUCUAAUUGGUUAUUGCGAAGAAGAUGAACCGUUUAAUAGGAUGAUGGUUUUCGAAUAUGCUCCAAAUGGAUCUCUUUUCGAACAUUUACACGAUAAGGACAUGGAACAUCUUGAUUGGAGCGCGAGGAUGAGGAUAAUAAUGGGAACUGCUUAUUGUCUGCAAUAUAUGCACGAGCUUAAUCCGCCAAUCUCACACACUAAACUUGUCUCAUCAGCAAUCUACUUAACAGAUGAUUACGCAGCAAAGGUCGGAGAGGUUCCUUUCAGCGGACAAACCGGGAGUAAACCGAGAAAACCGAUGAGUGGUGAUUUAGACCAAUCUUUAUUGCCAUUACCACCUGAACCAGAGACUAAUGUCUAUAGCUUUGGAGUAUUAAUGCUUGAGAUAAUCUCUGGAAAGCUCUCAGAUUCAGAAGAAGAAGGAUCAAUUCUAAAAUGGGCCUCAAAGUAUCUUGAGAAUGAUAAUUUGAGAGAUAUGAUUGAUCCUACACUAACAACGUUUAAAGAAGAAGAACUUGAAGCUAUAUGUGACGUGGCAAGACAUUGUCUGAAACUUGACGAAAGCCAAAGACCAAAAAUGAAAGAUGUGGUUGAACAAUUGAAAGAAGUAAUAAACAUAUCUCAAGAACAAGCAACACCAAGACUCUCUCCUCUUUGGUGGGCAGAGCUUGAGAUCUUAUCCUCUGAAGCUACAUAACCAUGAAGAAGAACGAGUCUCUCUUCUCCUCUCUCUAUCUCUCUCUUUCUCUUCGAGUCGUCACACGUGUCAGAGGUUCAC